Messenger RNA from Phycodurus eques (leafy seadragon), 1206 nucleotides. RefSeq names its product splicing factor 3a, subunit 2 (gene sf3a2). Bases 188 to 1045 code for a protein of 285 amino acids. Gene Ontology annotation, molecular function: zinc ion binding; nucleic acid binding. Gene Ontology annotation, biological process: spliceosomal complex assembly. Lineage: Eukaryota; Metazoa; Chordata; Actinopteri; Syngnathiformes; Syngnathidae. The record is from RefSeq and is a predicted model, not a curated record. Gene Ontology annotation, cellular component: nucleus; catalytic step 2 spliceosome; U2-type prespliceosome. The transcript has 8 exons.
CAUGCGCACUGACUGCAUUCGCUGUUCGCGAGAUCUCUGCGGGUGUAUUGUUGGUAACUGUCUUAUCUAAAUACAACGGUAACCUAUACAAGAAGGGGGGGGAAAAAAAGGUGUAGUUGUCCAGUGUUUGAUCAACUGGGCGUUUGCCUGCGAGCAUCUGCAAGUUUCGGUCAAUCACCUCGCAAAAAUGGAUUUCCAACAUCGAGCUGGAGGGAAGACUGGCAGCGGAGGGGUGGCGUCCUCCUCGGAGAGUAAUCGGGACAGACGAGAGCGGUUACGCCAGCUGGCUCUGGAGACCAUUGACAUCAAUAAAGAUCCCUACUUCAUGAAGAAUCAUUUAGGAUCAUACGAGUGCAAACUUUGCCUGACGCUUCACAACAACGAGGGCAGCUACUUAGCCCAUACACAAGGAAAGAAACAUCAGACCAAUCUAGCGCGGCGAGCUGCCAAAGAGGCUAAAGAAGCGCCAGCUCAGCCAGCUCCAGCUAAAGUGAAGGUCGAGGUCAGGAAGUUUGUGAAAAUUGGUCGGCCCGGAUAUAAAGUAACCAAGCAGAGGGAUCCAGAAACUGGGCAGCAGUCUUUACUUUUCCAGAUUGACUACCCAGAAGUGGCCGAAGGUAUCGGGCCCCGGCACCGUUUCAUGUCUGCAUACGAACAGCGCAUCGAGCCCCCCGACCGCCGUUGGCAGUACCUGCUGCUGGCCGCAGAACCUUAUGAGACAAUUGCAUUUAAGGUCCCCAGUAGAGAAAUUGACAAAGCAGAGAGCCGCUUCUGGACACACUGGAAUCGAGAAACGAAACAGUUCUUCCUUCAGUUCCACUUCAAAAUGGAAAAAGCUCUCAUACCACCCAGUGGUCCACCGCCUCCGGCUGGUAUGAAGCGUCCUCCACCUCUUAUGAGUGCUCCUCGCCCACAAAACGAGUCCAUGCCCCCACCUCCAGGCGGGAUGAUCCUCCCCCCUGGUGCCCCCGGUACUCCUCAAAUGCCUCCUCAGAUGCCCAUGCCACCAAUGCCAAUGAGGCCACCACCCCCUGAGGCUAUUUAAAUGGGUAACAAUUAAUUGUGUUAAAGCUGGUUAUGUUUUUGUAUUUCUUUUCUUUUCUUUUUUUUCUCUCUCCAUCUGGUGUGUUUUCAGAUGUCUGAUUAUGGAGUGAUACAUUUGAAAACAAACUAAUUUUUAAGAUUUUGUAAUUAAAUAUUCUUGAA